Babjeviella inositovora NRRL Y-12698 is the source of this 2115-nucleotide messenger RNA. RefSeq names its product Gyp7p (gene GYP7). The coding region runs from base 1 to 2115 and encodes 704 amino acids. The record is from RefSeq and is a predicted model, not a curated record. Gene Ontology annotation, biological process: activation of GTPase activity. The transcript has 3 exons. NCBI's taxonomy places the organism in Eukaryota, Fungi, Ascomycota, Pichiomycetes, Serinales. Gene Ontology annotation, molecular function: GTPase activator activity.
AUGCCUCCUAUAACAUCCCGCCAAUCCGUUCCUUCGGGAAAGGUUGAAUUGCUUUAUGUCAAAUCCAAAGUCUACCUCCACCCCACAAAACGUGCUCAGGAUAACAUCCCCGGAUACCUCUCCAUCUCACGCCCGUCCACCAACGGCACUAAUGACGAGCUCCUUCUUUCGUUCACGCCUGAGUCGAUGCUCGUGCCUAGUGAAAAGGAAACAUUCAGCCAGGCAGAUCUCUCGCUUCAAACGCUGUCCGCCAAUGUCAGCGGCGCCAUUUACGUCCGUACGCCCCUCGUCUCGUGCUUGAGCUCGUACGCAUUUUCUCUCCCCCUCGGCAGUUUGUACCUGGUGCAGGCGCGGCCGCCACGGCUCAACUUGUGGUACGGCCUGAUGGUGCUUAACACGCUCCAUAACGUGGAUAAGUUGCCAGUUAUCUUCUUUCAUGACGACGAAUCGCCAUCAACCCAGCAGGCGCAGAGCCGCCAGAAUAAAAAGUUUGAUCCUUUUGCGAGCGGCUCUAACCUGAAAUUUCGCACCAGCGAUCUCCCCUGGGGGGGAGACGAGUUUCUCGACGUGGUAAGUCGGUACGCAGUGCUUGAGAAGUCGACGUUGGAGCGUUCGACGUUUUUGGUCAAUCCGUCGUCUGCAGACCGUCUUAACUUUAUGCCCCCGACCUCUGGUGCCUCCCUGAACAAGGACACUGCCAACACCCUUGGAAAGACCCUUAAUGGAAUGAAGUGGAAGGUCUUGGAGACGUUUGCUUCGUUGUCCACGCUUGCAAAAACCACGGUCACCGAUAUCGUGGAUGAGCGUAACUCGGCACUCCCGCUUCCUGUCAAACACAUGUUGAAGAAACCGGAAGUGGCCAGCUUGGCCAACGAUUUCGACGGCGCCCGGAUCUAUCUCGCCAAGUGGGCUAUGAGCAUCCAGGAAGAGGCACUCAAGUUGAACGACCAGUCGACGUUUAUUUUAGGCGACGGUGAGGACGACUGGGGUAUUGUGGCGACCAGACGCAAGCCAGUCACCCGUGUCGAGUGGGACUCAUUUUUCGAUUCGUCUGGGAGGUUACGGAUAACUGACCACGAGGUCCGCGAGGCGAUUUUCCAUGGUAGUAUCGAUGCUAGCGUCGACCAGGCGCUCCGCGGCGAGAUUUGGCUCUUUUUGUUGGAGGUUUAUCCGUGGGACACCUCUCUGGCCGAGCGCAGCGUUGUUUUGGAGAGCUACAAGACAUCCUAUCAAGAGCUCAAGGCUAAAUGGGAGCAGGACGAGGUGAAGCAGGAAACCGACCUUUUCAAGGAUCAGAUAUUCCGCAUCUGCAAGGAUGUAAAGAGAACGGACCGUAACUUGGUACUUUUUCAGUCACCAAAGCCAGAGAAUGGGGAGGAGUUUGACGACGAUGAUGUUUUGAACGUUCGCCACCCGCACUUGCUCCGGUUGAAGAACAUCUUGUUGACCUACAAUGAGUAUAAUUUGAACCUAGGAUACGUUCAGGGUAUGAACGACUUGCUUUCGCCGGUCUACCUUGCUCUUUACGAUUUGGUGGCGCUCACCUUCUGGAUGUUUGCCAAAUACAUGGACAUCAUGGAGCGCAACUUUCUCCGUGACCAGCUGGGGAUCAAGCAGCAGAUCGAGACACUCAACGAGUUGAUCAACUUGAUGUUGCCGCAGUUCUACCAGCACUUGAUCAAGUGCAACGCCAAUCAUCUCUUUUUCCUCUUUCGUAUGUUGCUUGUGUGGUUCAAGCGCGAGUUUCUGUUGCUCGACGACGUGCUUUCGCUCUGGGACGUGAUGUUUACCCGCUUCUACUCUUCACUGUACCAGUUGUUUAUCGUGUUGGCGCUUUUGCAGAAGCACGAGUCGAUCAUGAUGGACUACUUGACCGAGGACUAUGAGAUCUUGAAGUACGUGAACGACUUGGCGAUGAACGAGCAUGACAUUGACGAUAUUUUGAUCAGGGCCGAGAAGUUGUUCUUGAAGUUCCGCAGGGUGGUGUACCAAGCGGACCGGGGCGACGGGAAGCAGGAGUUUCUUACGGUUAGCCCUAACUUGAGAAACUUGUUGAAGCGGACUAUUAUUUUACAGAAGGAAGUCCCUAGGCCAGAGGGUGUCUUAGGGGGCUAG